Molecule: messenger RNA, 1192 nt
Organism: Symbiodinium necroappetens
Lineage: Eukaryota; Dinophyceae; Suessiales; Symbiodiniaceae
Source: the annotation of a GenBank genome assembly
GAAGAAAGAAGGCCAGCUUCAAGAGAAGCUGAUGGACCUUGAUCGAAAGAGGGAAGUGGCUUCGAAGCAGUUCGAAGAGAAGGGCAAGAUCACGAAGGAGAACUUGGACAAGCGUCUGGCAAUCAACAAGGAGACUGUUGCGAAGCUGGAUGAGGAGCAUAAGAAGAAGCAGGCGAGCUAUGCAGACGCAGUGGUUGCCGAACAAGAAAGGCUGGAGAGGUUCAUGGAAGAGCGGAAGCUCGCUACGUUAGAGCGUAGCAACGUCUUCCGAGAGAGAGUGGCGCAGAUGAAGGAGAAGACCGAGAUCCUGCAAGAGGAAAGGCGCCUCGAAGGAGAGAAGCAGCUGGAGAGGAUACAGGAGCGCAUCGACACCGUGUCGCGGCGGAGGGAAGACGAGCAGAAAAACCGGCAAGUUCGAAGCGAGGAGCAGCACCUGCAUCUCAUGGACGUCCGCGAAGCCAAGAGCCGCAUUGACCGUGUGGACGGCUACAGGCGGGAUGAGCUUCGUGAGCAGAUCGACAGCAACAUUGAGCGGAUCGAGACGCUGUUGGCUCUGAAGGAUCAGCUGCUGGAUCAGCGCAAGGGCCGCAACACGAAAGUGGAGAGCACGAAAGGAUCUCGUGGUCUCAGCUUGAAGCGCGACGUCCAACCCGGCCCUGGCACCUACGAGGCCCCGCCGACCUGUCUCCACGAGCUCCCUGCGGCGAGGAUCGGGAAGUCCAAGGUUCCUGGUUUGGUCGACGAUGCCAUCCGGGGUACGAAGCACAACCCCGCUCCUGGAAGUUACGACACCAUCCUCCUGCCGAAUGGCGACAAGCUCAACCAGCCUAGCGGAGGAGAGUUCAACAAGCGCAACCGCGACUCCUUCCUGGACGAAGUGAGGCGGAUCAAGGCUGAUGUGCCUGCUCCUGGAUCUUAUGCAGCCAAGAGCGAGCUGGACGGCCGCGCCGUGAGGAUGUCGCGCGAGCGCAUCGUUGGCGAGAACCUGGAUAAGCAUUCCGCGAAGAGGUUCCCAAUUUGGGCGCGGCCUUCGACUGACACACCGGGUCCUGCGGGCUACAGUGUGGAUGACUACACACGCAAGGAGGUCAUGCGGCGGGCGCAAAAAUCUUUGCCGAACCUGACCCGGGACAUGCUCAGGCUGGGACAUUUUUUGGACAAGAUUUGGGGACCGUAUGCUUUAGGGCUGUAG